Molecule: messenger RNA, 720 nt
Organism: Closterium sp. Naga37s-1
Lineage: Eukaryota; Viridiplantae; Streptophyta; Zygnematophyceae; Desmidiales; Closteriaceae
Source: the annotation of a GenBank genome assembly
AUGGAGGAGAAAGGGGGGGGCGGGGGGGGGGCUGGUGCCGCAGAUCCCCUCCCCCCCCACUGCUGCACCCGCAGCAGGGGGGAGGUAGGAGAAGGGGCGGUGCAGGAGCCGCUCGGGCGACAGCAGGUUGGCCACACCCGCCACCCCCAUACCCUCCCCCCCACUGCUGCAGCUGAGGCACAUCCGCCACCCCCUCACACCCUCUCCCCGCCAUCCCCAUGGAGGGGGGGGAGGGGGGCGGGGGCGGAGCUGCGCGUGCGACUGGCACCGGGGCCGCGGGUAGGGGCGGCAGAUCGCGAGGGGCCAUGGCCAAGGGCGACGGGGCCAUGGCUAGGGACGACGGGGCGAUGGCUAGGGACGGGGCCGGGCGCUGGGCAGGUACCAGGCGCUGAGCAGGGACUGGGCCGGGCGCUGGGCAGGUACGGGGCCGGGCGCUGGGCAGGUACGGGGCCGGGCGCUGGGCAGGUACGGGGCCGGGCGCUGGGCAGGUACGGGGCCGGGCGCUGGGCAGGUACGGGGCCAGGCGCUGGGCAGGUAUUGGGCCGGGCGCUGGGCAGGUACGGGGCCGGGCGCUGGGCAGGUACGGGGCCGGGCGCUGGGCAGGUACGGGGCCGGGCGCUGGGCAAGUACGGGGCCGGGCGCUGGGCAGGUACGGGGCCAGGCGCUGGGCAGGUACGGGGCCGGGCGCUGGGCGCGGAAUGGGGCCGGGCGCGGGGCUAG